Molecule: messenger RNA, 1251 nt
Organism: Cladocopium goreaui
Lineage: Eukaryota; Dinophyceae; Suessiales; Symbiodiniaceae
Source: the annotation of a GenBank genome assembly
AUGGCGAUCGCCGUGCUAGCAGCGUAUGGAACCUACGUGACUUGUUUUGUUUUGGGAGUCUGCUGGAGCUGGCCUCAGUUCGUGGAAACCAAUGAACCCGACAAAGUACGGCGCAGUCUUUUCGGUCUGUGGGUUUUGCUGACUUUGGAAGAGUGGUUGCUAUACAUCCUGGGUGUCGUCUCGCUUUGGAGCCUGAUCAUUUUGCUCUUCUGCAAUGUCUGGGGGCACCUGGAUGCAUUCCUGCGCUUUCCAAUUGUCCAUGAUCUCGAUAGUUUCUUCGCAUUGAAGCAACUUUUUCUGCUCCUGUUUAAAAUUGGAGGAUACCUCUUGGGUUUCAAGAUGCUCCGGCAAAAUCUCGCCUGGGCCGUGCUAGUUUUGCUGCUGAACGUGUGCACUCUUCCCAUCAUCUGGCUGACUGCCCUGCCCAUUGGGGAUGUCACCAGCUACCAUCAAAAACACGACGUGAAGGAUCAGGAUUUGGCGCUGCGCCUCUGGCGUGUGGUACUUGUCCCUACGGAUCGCUCAGCUGCUAUGACUUCUUUGAAAUCCUCAGGCCGCAAGAUGCUGGCGGCGCUGGCCAACGCCAUGCCGUGGCUGAAACCGUGGGUACUGCGGAUUGAUCCUGUGAUGGCUGCGGACGCGGCCUCCAAGACAGCAGCCAACGAAGCCAGAGAGGCUUUGACUUUGCUUGGAGGAUUACUCUCCGCAGAUCUGGAACAAGGCUUCCGGGACUCUGUUCUGAAGCUCCAGGGCGUUGUGUACCUGGUACUGGUGGAUGUUCACCUCAGAAGUUCCUUGGAGGAAGCCCAAGAAGCAGCGGAAGCCGCGCUAAAGAGUUUUCGCAGCAGCACGAGACGCGAAGCACGCGAAGCUGCAGCUCUCAACGCCUUGGCCAAAGUGCUCAUUGCCAAGCAAGAGACCGGGAAUCCCAGACAGUGGCGCCAGAGGGGACCAGCUGCGCCAGCCUGUGGCGGCCAGGGCAGCAGCAAAGGAGGACGCCUUGAAUCGGUUGGCUUUGGGAUGGUCCAGUUGAUGGCAUGGGAAAUCCUUGACAGAUACGAGUUGAAAGAGAAAGAAGGAGAAAAGGAAGCCAUGCAGUUGUUGGUCAGUGCAGAGCUGGCCUCCAAUAGUGGCUCAGCAAUGCACACGGCCAAGCAGGCAGUCGAACGCUUUCAGCAUGAGGGCGAUCGCAAGAACGAAGCCCUGGCCCUGCAGACCGUGGCUAAUCAGAGGCAUGCGGGGGAGGUAUAA